CGACGUGGGAACUAUUAUGAGCACCAUGCCAGAUGUGCUGCGGAAAGGCGUGGCGAAGUGCCGAUGAGCAGUUGCUGUACCAACGGUACUUCACGCACAUUGUGCCAGGUGCCUGCGGCUCACUAUCAGUUACCGAGCUUGGGACAUAAGUUAGUAGUCACUCUGCUUGGAGAUAAUAGUUAUCGAGGCAUUUUGAAGGUUGCAUAUAUACGGGUUCUUGAUUUUAGCAGUUACAAGGAGGAUUGGAGUCAGCUGUCAAGUAACUUUCAUGACGAGCUUCGUUACGCAACGCAUUACGCAUCUUGGCACGGUUGCGCGUCCGAACAGUCUUAAGACAUGCACGGCAUUGAAACUUUCAGCUCGCAGGAGUGCGCAGGCUCGCCUGGCUCAGGGAAGGCCCUGGAAUAUACACAUGAAAGCAGUGGAGACUGGGAGCACCGGUACCAAUGAUUUUGUCCAGAAUGCGCCUAGCGAUACAGCAUCAGUAGUCAGCGCAGAAUCUGUCAAGGCGGCGCUCUUGGAUGCGAUCUGCGGCACCGACCGCGGCCUGGUCGCCCGGUCGGAAGUGCGAGCUGAGCUAAACGAACUGAUCAACCAGUUGGAGGUGAGGGGCGGUCACGGGUCGGAUAUCUCCAGUGCGGAGUUCGCCGGCACCUGGGAGCUCGUGUACUCCAACGCCGCCGACCUGCUACUCCUGCUCUCAAUCAGCAAGCUGCCACUGCCAGUCAGGAUCGGCGCCGUACGUCAAACCAUCAACGCCGCCAACAGCACGGUGGAGAACUCUGUGCAGCUGGAGUUCCCGCUGGUGCACACUUCUGUGUCGACGGUUAGCAGCUACAACAUCGCUUCACCCAAGAGGUUGCAAUUCACGGUGCAACGCGGCAUCCUGCACACACCCUCCAUCGAGGGCAAUCUGGAGCUGCCCGCCUCCAUAACCGUGCUGGGGCAGACACUUGACUUGGCUCUGCUACGAGAUGCCCUGGCGCCCCUAACCCGCGGGGCCGCCAGCCUGGCUGCGUCAGCGUCUGACCUGCUGGGCCAGGCACCCAAUCUGGAGGUCCCUCUGCAGACGCAAACAUGGCAGCUGACGACGUACCUUGACUCCACGCUGCGGAUUACACGUGGCGAUGGGGGUACGGUGUAUGUGUUUAAGAAGGUUGCGGCUCCAUCAAAAUGA
Messenger RNA from Volvox carteri f. nagariensis, 1177 nucleotides. RefSeq lists its product as uncharacterized. Lineage: Eukaryota; Viridiplantae; Chlorophyta; Chlorophyceae; Chlamydomonadales; Volvocaceae. The record is from RefSeq and is a predicted model, not a curated record. Bases 269 to 1177 code for a protein of 302 amino acids. The transcript is spliced from 8 exons.